AUGGCAGCACAAGUGGUAGCUAAAGCCAUAGCCAUACUAGCAAUCCUGGCUACCCUCUCCUCUCAGGCCGCUGCGGUGGAAGUGCUGUUCAGCGGGCAGACUCUCUUUGCAGGUCAGUCCAUAGAGAACGGGCCUUACAAGUUCAUCAUGCAGUACGACUGCAACCUUGUGCUCUACAUCAACGGAAACAGGGCCCUGUGGGCUUCCGGCACCAAUGGGAAAGGCACUAACUGUAGGGCAACCCUACAGAGAGACGCCAACUUGGUUGUCUACUCAGGAAGUAAUGCUCUUUGGGCGAGUGGGACGGCAAGAGCACAGAACAACUACGUUCUCAAUGUACAGUUCGACGGGAAUGUGGUGAUCUACGGCCCUUCUAUCUGGGCUACCAACACGGUUCAGAGUGCCAGCAGGAAACUCAAGCCGUAGAUCCAAAUUAAC
Molecule: messenger RNA, 438 nt
Organism: Nymphaea colorata (pocket water lily)
Lineage: Eukaryota; Viridiplantae; Streptophyta; Magnoliopsida; Nymphaeales; Nymphaeaceae
Product: mannose-specific lectin-like
Exons: 1
Coding region: 1-426 (141 amino acids)
Source: RefSeq, a predicted model, not a curated record